CGAAUAGAACAAGUCAGCUUUGUUUUCCCCACCACCAAGUGGCAAUGUUUCUCUUCUUCCAGCCGGCCUUUCCCAAUGGCCUGCCUUAUAUCAACCCCAACCCCAUCUAGUCUCCUUCCUAAUUUCUUUCCCUUCAUGGGUUUUUCCUUUCCCCCAAAACCCACCAAGAAAAUCACCGGGAAAAUCCUCGGAAACAACAGCAAUUUAGCAGCCCAUCUGGGUGUCCAGGGUUUUUGAAUAUCCCUCGAAUGGACAGGCUGAUCAGCUUGGAGCCUUCUAGCCUCGUUGCCAUAAGAAUCGAACCAGGCCAGAAGUGUUCCGGCGAGCUCACUCUCCGCAAUGUUAUGUACACCAUGCCGGUGGCUUUCCGGAUCCAGCCCAUUAACCGGAGCCGAUAUAAUAUCCGGCCACAAUCCGGAAUCAUAGCCCCCCUUACAGCCAUCUCUGUGGAAAUCACUUAUCAUCUUCCGGCGGAUGCGAAUCUUCCAGAUUCGUUUCCUUACUGCGACGACGCUUUCCAGCUGCACAGCGUGGUGGUCCCCGGCGCGGCGAUCAAGGAUGCGGCGUCGAGUUUUGAUUCGGUUCCGAGCGAUUGGUUUACCACCAAGAAGAAGCAGGUUUUUAUAGAUAGUGGGAUUAGAGUUAUGUUUGUUGGCUCGCCGGUGCUGGCUCGGCUGGUAGCCAGCGGGGCGAUGGACGAGGUUAGAGAAGUUUUGGAAAAGAGUGACCCGGCUUGGAAGGCCGCCGACUCGGUUGACCCGGAUGGGAAUUCGUUGCUCCACUUGGCGAUUUCUCGGAGCCGGCCGGAUCUUUUGCAGCUGUUAUUGGAGUUUGAGCCGAAUGUGGAGGCUGAAUGCCGGUCAGGGUGUAGCCCGCUGGAGGAGGCGGCGGCGGCUGGGGAGGCUUUGAUCGCGGAGCUCUUGUUGGCUCACAAAGCGGGAACCGGGAGGUCCGAAUCCUCCGCCUGGGGCCCGAUCCAUCUGGCGGCGGGCGGUGGGCAUUUGGAGGUAUUGCGGCUGCUUUUGCUGAAAGGUGCCGCCGUGGAUUCACUGACUAAGGACGGCAACACAGCGCUGCACCUCGCCGUGGAGAAGCGGCGGCGGGACUGCGCCAGGCUGCUGCUGGCCAACGGCGCGAAAGCAGACAGAAACAACUCCGACGGCGACACGCCGCUGCACAUUGCCGCCGGCCUCGGGGAUGAACAAAUGGUCAAACUCUUGCUGCAGAAAGGCGCCAACAAAGACAUUCGAAACCGGCAGGGAAAGACGGCUUACGACGUCGCCGCGGAGCACGGGCACUCUAAGCUCUUCGACGCGCUGAAGCUCGGUGACAGCUUAUGCAUAGCAGCCCGAAAGGGGGAGCUGAGGAAGAUCCACCGGCUGCUGGAGAGCGGAGCCGCCAUCAAUGGGAGAGAUCAACACGGUUGGACGGCGCUGCACCGAGCAGCGUUCAAGGGCCGAGUAGAAGCCGUCCGAGCUCUGGUCGAAAGAGGCGUGGAUGUUGAUGCUCGAGACGAAGACGGCUACUCGGCGCUCCACUGCGCUGUGGAAGCAGGCCACGCCGACGUCGCCGAGCUGCUGGUGAAAAAGGGCGCCGACGUGGAAGCGAGAACCAACAAGGGCAUGAACCCGACCCAGAUAGCCGAGUCGCUGCAUUAUUCUGGAAUCACCAGAAUUCUCAUCCAUGGUGGAGCAGCCAGAGACGGAAUAAUUACUGGUAAAGCAUUAUUUGAGGACAAAUUUAAGAGCAAAGAGUCGAGGGAGAAGGGGGAGAUGAAGAAGCAGCUUAUUAAUCGUCGGGGAAGAGAGCUUCGGAGCAGCUUCGACCGGUCGUCGUCGCCGUUGGCGGUGCUGUAGCGAGCUAGCUGCUAGGAGGAGACUUGGGCUUUUACAAGAUGAAGCGAAGAUUGAAUUCUUUGUUAGCUGAAUUUUCUGCAAGUUAUAUAUAUAUAUAUAGAUCUUAUCUUAUCAUCAUCUGUUCGUUCCGCUAAUUAAAACUCAAAACAGCAUUCUGUACUUCUCGAUUCGGAGUGUGUAGGAAGUUGUUGGUAGCUCCACUCCUCCAUCUCUUUCUCCUAUCAUUUUGUAAGAUACAUACAUUAUCAAUAAAACUGUAUCUGAAGAAUGAA
Molecule: messenger RNA, 2128 nt
Organism: Diospyros lotus (date-plum)
Lineage: Eukaryota; Viridiplantae; Streptophyta; Magnoliopsida; Ericales; Ebenaceae
Product: protein VAPYRIN-like
Exons: 1
Coding region: 249-1856 (535 amino acids)
Molecular function (GO): protein binding
Source: RefSeq, a predicted model, not a curated record